Messenger RNA from Anopheles gambiae (African malaria mosquito), 1422 nucleotides. RefSeq lists its product as uncharacterized. The record is from RefSeq and is a predicted model, not a curated record. Lineage: Eukaryota; Metazoa; Arthropoda; Insecta; Diptera; Culicidae. The transcript has 3 exons. Bases 47 to 1354 code for a protein of 435 amino acids.
UUCAAUAUUUAUUACUUCAGGACCAAGCAAAAGCAUUUUGGACAAAAUGAACUUGUUUGGGGCCAAUGCAAAAGGACAAGAUAAGCACACACCAAAACCAAAUUCAAAAUCAUCAAAAACCAAUAAAGGCUCCCAACCAAUUCCAAAUCGUGGACCAAAGGUGAACAAACCACAAUUGAUCGCUCAGGAACAACAGCAUGAUGUUGGCCUUGAUCAAAAGCCCGCUGACAUUACCACAAUAACAGCUGCAUCAAACGAAGUAAUAACAGAUCACCAAAUUACUGAACCUGUACCAGAAGAAUUGAUCUCAGAUGUCCCAGAUCAGAUAGCACCUGAAAAUAUGAGCCUUGAAACCCACAGAAAUGAAGAAACGGAGCAAUUGGAUUCGUUAGAAGUAUCCGAAAAAGAGUCUAGUGAUACCGUUCCAAUCGCAACAGUACAGAAUGACUCAAAUCCCAUUGCCAUACAAGAGGACUUGAAGAUCAUGUUAGAUCCAAUAGAUGAAUGUACCACUUGCCAACAGCCCGAUUCGUUUGCCGAAAAUCCUGGAGUGCACGAACUGCACGAAACUAACGUUCCAAAGCAGGUGGAAACUGUACUAAUUCUUCCAAAGAAGAAUCUAAACGUUCCUCCAGCUACAAUCGAUCAACCCGCUAGUGAGCAGAGAACCAUGAAACCUCCAACCGCAACGACUCCUGUCGAAAGAAAAGCUACUCCAAUUUCUAUAAAACCACACAAAGAAGUACUGCAACAGCGGUCAAGCAAAUCGAGUCAAUCCUCUCUGUUGUCGGACGGUCCAUCGUCCUCCUCCCAGUGCCAUCUGAUCGAGCUAUCACAACCAAAGCCGGAAGCACUGAAGCUAACGUUGAUACGCCUUCGACAGCUGCACGGCGGCAGUGAGGCCGAAAAAAUCGGGAGCAUCGAGCGCCAUCUACGUGGGUUGCGUGACAGUCCAAGAAAACAGUCAAGCUUUAAAACAGCAAAACUAUCGGAACAGAAUGCAAAAACGAGAAAACCCAACGAUCCGAUCCGAGCCAAACCGAAACAAUCCAGCUCAGAAGACGACGAUGUAGAUCCUGCCGAUGAUCGUCAAGCGUUUGACAAGUUUGCAGCGAAUCUGUACGCGCAUUUGGAGCGGAAGCGAGCGCUCGAGAACUAUGAGGCUUCGAAGCUGAUGAUGCCAGUGGAGAUUGGUUACUAUCGUGAAGCUUAUGCUGCGCUGGUGAAGGCUUUCGGCCAGCCGUACCACAAGUGUACGCUUGAGCUAUACCAGCAGCUGGCCGCCGAGCUUGGGCUGGAGGCCGAAAUGUUUGUGAUGGACAAAACACCGCACGAAACUAAUGUGCCGGCGUGAAAAUGUGCGUAAAGGGUUUCCGGUGCAGUCGAUGUUUUCUCAGUAAUAAAUCAGUUCAAAACAUUUCA